Molecule: messenger RNA, 2196 nt
Organism: Polyodon spathula (Mississippi paddlefish)
Lineage: Eukaryota; Metazoa; Chordata; Actinopteri; Acipenseriformes; Polyodontidae
Product: E3 ubiquitin-protein ligase TRIM39-like
Exons: 5
Coding region: 265-1107 (280 amino acids)
Molecular function (GO): protein binding
Source: RefSeq, a predicted model, not a curated record
ACAGUCGGACAGGCUCGCUAAUUCUGCAGAAAAAAAAACCACUGACCACAAAUGCAUGCCCAGACCACAAGAGCGCUUCAGUGCACACUGACCAUAUCUCACAGCACUGGAGGGAGCGCAGCGUCGGCUUUAAACCACUUCCCGAGGGGGUGUUGAAACAUCUUAAAAACAAGCAGCCCUGAUCAGUCACAGUGUGUCAGUGUGAAAGUCAAGAUUCUCUCAAGAACAGAUUAAGCUCUUCUUCUCUUCAUUAGAGUACUAGCCAUGGAGAUGGAAGGUAUUUACACUGAGGUACAGAAACCAGACCAGGAUUUCUACUGUGCCAUCCAGCCAGGGGAGAAACAGCCUGGAAAACACACAGCAAACACGACUGUGAAGAAAGCCAGUUCCUGCAAGUGGGCUGCUGUGGGUCUUGCUGUGCUGUGGAUCCUCUCAGUGUCUGUCGCCCUGGGUGUGAUCUUUCACAGGGAUGCACAGUAUGCCAGCCUCUUUCAAAGGUAUUCUGACCUGCAGACUCACCUGAAGAACUAUACAGACAUGACAGUGUGGAAGUGGAUCAUCUGUGCUGCAGCUGAUGUGACUCUGGACCCUGAUACAGCACACCCCUAUCUCAUCCUGUCUGAGGAAGGGAAACAAGUGAGUUGUGGAAACACACAACAGGCUCUUCCUGACAAUCCAAAGAGAUUUGAUUAUGUUGCCAGUGUCCUGGGCAAGCAGGGCUUCACCUCAGGGAGACACUACUGGCAGGUGGAGGUGGGGGAGAAGACUGCAUGGUAUUUAGGAGUGGUCAGAGAAUCCAUCAACAGGAAGGGGGAGUCUAUAUUGAGUCCUGAGACUGGUUAUUGGACACUGAGCCUGAGGGAUGGAAAGUAUGAGACUCUUGUUGGCCCACCUAUCCCCUUGAGUGUGAAGCCCCGGAAGGUGGGGGUGUAUCUGGAUUAUGAGGAAGGGCAUCUCUCCUUUUACAAUGUGGAGACCAGAUCUCACAUCUACACUUUAAAUGACUCCUUCACUGAGAAGCUCUAUCCAUACUUCAGCCCUUUUAAUAAUGCUGAUGGUAGAAACGCAGCCCCGCUGAUCAUCCUCCCUGUCAGUGAUAGAGAUUGAAUGAAGUGGUGUAUCUGUAUGACAACCUAUACCAGCACUGGCAAUCCUGUUCACUGCAUUAUUAUUUGCCCACCUAUUCCUUUGUCUACCUGUAAUUGUUUUACCGAUUGGCACUGUCAGUAAUUAUGAGCUUGACAAAACUAUGGGAACGCCCGUCACAUUUAACACACCCCUGCGACUUGUGCACAUGGGCUGUCCCUCACAUGCUCAUCACAUUUAACACACCCCUGUGAUUUAUGCACAUGGGCUGUCCCUCACAUGCCUGUCACAUUUAACACACCCCUGUGACUUGUGCACAUGGGCUGUCCCUCACAUGCCUGUCACAUUUAACACACCCCUGUGACUUGUGCACAUGGGUUGUCCCUCACAUGCCUGUCACAUUUAACAUGCCCCUCUGACUUGUGCUCUUGGGCUGUCCCUCACAUGCCUGAUUCAUUUGUGCGGCACCAGCCAUCUCAUCACUGUGCUCAGCCUCAUCACUGAUCAGCCUCAUCACUGUGCUCAGCCUCAUCACAGUGCUCAGCCUCAUCACUGUGCUCAGCCUCAUCACUGUGCUCAGCCUCAUCACUGUGCUCAGCCUCCUGUCUGAUCAGCCUCAUCACUCUGAUCAGAUUCAUCAAUGUGCUCAGCCACAUCACUGAUCAGCCUCAUCACAGUGCUCAGCCUCAUCACUGAUUAGCCUCAUCACAGUGAUCAGCCUCAUCACUGUGAUCAGCCUCAUCACUGUGCUCAGCCUCCUGUCUGAUCAGCCUCAUCGCUAUGCUCAGCCUCAUCACUCUGAUCAGAUUCAUCAAUGUGCUCAGCCACAUCACUGAUCAGCCUCAUCACUGAUCAGCCUCAUCACAGUGAUCAGCCUCAUCACAGUGCUCAGCCUCAUCACAGUGCUCAGCCUCAUCACAGUGCUCAGCCUCAUCACAGUGAUCAGCCUCAUCACUGUGAUCAGCCUCAUCACUGUGCUCAGCCUCCUGUCUGAUCAGCCUCAUCACUGUGCUCAGCCUCAUCACUCUGAUCAGAUUCAUCAAUGUGCUCAGCCACAUCACUGAUCAGCCUCAUCACAGUGCUCAGCCUCAUCACAGUGCUCAGCCUCAU